AUGGCUAUGGCCGUCAGGUCGCAAACGCCAGUGCAGGACACUUAUGGCGCCAUACCGCACCCCCCCGAUCUGCUGUUGAAUCGAGGUUACAGCGUGCGCUCCAGCUCCCGACCCAAUUCUAUUAUCGCCAGCACCUCUGGUUAUCUCGCGCACGGCGCCAACCCCGAACCCGCUCCAUACCCCCAUAACGGCCGCUUUCAUGAGGAAUUCGACGCCGCCAGUCACCGUGGUUCACUAGACGGUCCCCCAGGCGCAGGCAUGCAACGCUCCGUCUCUCAGAUGUCGCAGUCCCGUUCCGCAACCCCAACCCGAACCAGCACUUUGAAGAAGAAAGCGUCCUUGAGCAAGCGGAGCAGUAUGCGCCGCAGCGGUAGCAAGCGCAGCUUGCGUGCCGGCAGUGUACGGAGCCUUGUCCUGGGCGACAAAGAAAAGUAUGGGGCCGACGGCGAAGAUCCAAACAGCGCUUUCUAUAUCCCUAUUCCCACCAAUGGAAACCCGACAGAGGUUCUGGCAAAUCGCUUUCAAGCAUGGCGCAAGGUCCUGAAGGACCUCAUCGUCUUCUUCAAAGAGGUCCAGAAGUCCUACGAAACCCGAUCGAAACUUUUCCUGUCAGCAUCAAACAUCAUGCAAAACACAUCGCUUCCUCCGACGUUUCUCAAAUCCGGUGGUCUUUCCGAUGCGACCGACAUCUUGCGGGACUUCCACCGACAAGGGUACCUGGAAGCGAACAAAGCCGCAGAGGUGGAAAGCGAAGUUGUCAACCAACUCAUGGGCUUGCGAAACGAUCUGCAAAAGAAGACCAAGGAAAUCCGGAGUCUGUCGGGGGAUUUCCGCAACUCCGUGGACAAGGAAGUCGAAGCUACUCGUAAAACGGUCCGACACUUGCACGAAACCCUGGGUUUGGUGGACAGUGACUCCUCGGCUACAUCUGGCAAGGGAGAUCCGUUCAUUGUUCGUUUGGGCGUGGACAGGCAAAUUGAGAAGCAAAUCGAGGAGGAGAACUAUCUGCACAGGGCAUUCUUGAACCUGGAAAACUCCGGUCGCGAACUUGAAUCCAUCGUGGUCGGCGAAAUCCAAAAGGCCUAUAACGCAUAUGCCAGUAUUCUCAAGCGAGAAGCAGACGAGACGUACGACACGGUCGAAAAAUUGCGCGCGGGGCCGAUUUCGAUGCCUCACGAUCACGAAUGGAAUUCCUUCAUCGCGAACACGGACGAACUGGUCGAUCCGCGCGUUCCCCUGCGCGAUGUGGAGAACAUUACAUACCCGGGCAGGGAUCAUCCCGCCGCGGUGGAGGUUCGGUCCGGGAUGUUGGAGCGCAAGAGCAAGUACCUGAAGAGCUAUACCCCCGGCUGGAACAGGUAUGUUCUGUCCCCAACGCAUCUUCACGAAUUCAAAUCGGCCGACCGAGUCGAAUGGCAACAACCGGUGAUGUCAUUGAACCUACCGGAGCAGAAGUUGGGGUCGCACUCACAGCCCGACUCAACGUCGCACAAGUUCAUGCUCAAGGGACGACAGACGGGGACCAUGCACCGUGGUCACUCCUGGGUCUUCCGUGCGGAAUCUCACGAGACGAUGAUGGCCUGGUAUGAAGACAUCGAGAGCCUCAUUUCGAAGACCGGCGAGGCUCGGAAUGCAUAUGUGAGGCAGCAUAUUCGAUCCGCGAGUGGCAUGGGUUGGCGGAACAGCAGCGAUGGGAUGGACGAGGACGAAGCAGACCGGACGCCGUACUCAGCAGAGUCGGCGGUUUUGCACCAGGAACGUCCGACGUCGCAGCCUCGCCAGCCGGGCGGGCGUUUCCCGAGUGACGUGCAGAUAGACCGCCAUUUGGAGGCUCCACUAUCACCGUCCAGUGGGGAGAGCUCCAACGAGAGGGAUCUCCUGGCCGCGGCUGGCUCGUUACCGGACGGUCGAAAUUCGUUUAGCAACGCCGAUGUCGAGAUGGGUGAGAACCAUGCUGCGCCCGCUGCUGCUGCUCCCGUCGAAAGACGGGACAGCUACUAUGGCAGCUGGAUGGGCACAUCGGACGCCGCCACUCAUCAGCGACAGCUUGCCCAUCCAGGACAGCAUCCCAACGAGAACCGGGAGACCGCGGGUUCUGAUCGAGGGAGCGCCUCGAAUUUGUAUGUAGCGGGGCUCGGCUCCACGAACUCUCGGGACCCUUCUCUGACCCGGCAGCGAAACCGCGGCGAGAGCACAUCCACUGCAUUCACGGCCACGAAUGGCACUGACUACACUCAUACCACGGUGCCGACCUCGAUUGAUGAGAGCGAAGAAAUCAGUGCUCAACCUGAUGGGUAUGCGGGCGACGGCUUGGGGUUGAUGAAACAGCAAACGGCAGCCUCGGUAAAUCCCUCCAUUCCGACGGCUCCGACUGGACCUGUCACAACUGAUAUGGCGGCCUCGCAGAACGGAUCUGUCAAGCGCCCUCCAGCUCAAACCAAGGGCAGUGUGUCGACGCUUGAACUACAGAUUCCGGGUCAUUAUCCGCCAGCCGGUAUGGCUGCAUAG
Molecule: messenger RNA, 2508 nt
Organism: Aspergillus ibericus CBS 121593
Lineage: Eukaryota; Fungi; Ascomycota; Eurotiomycetes; Eurotiales; Aspergillaceae
Product: SLM1 family PH domain-containing protein
Exons: 4
Coding region: 1-2508 (835 amino acids)
Source: RefSeq, a predicted model, not a curated record